Drosophila subpulchrella is the source of this 358-nucleotide messenger RNA. RefSeq lists its product as uncharacterized. The record is from RefSeq and is a predicted model, not a curated record. The transcript has 2 exons. Bases 92 to 325 code for a protein of 77 amino acids. NCBI's taxonomy places the organism in Eukaryota, Metazoa, Arthropoda, Insecta, Diptera, Drosophilidae. Gene Ontology annotation, molecular function: serine-type endopeptidase inhibitor activity.
AAUAUUUGGUUUUAUAAAUAAAAGUUGUUGGUUAACAAAACAUAGUCCGUUGGUUAUUUUCAAGGGCUGAAGCUUCAAAAUAAGACCUACUAUGCAGAUUUUGUAUGUGACCUGUUUAUGUGUAGCCCUACUUGGCUGUGUCAUGGGAGCAAAUGUUCGCUGUGGCCAAACAGGUGGAGUGUCAGGAACCUGUAACAAGGUGAUUAAGGGGUAUAUGUAUAGUGCGCCGAAGAAGAGUUGCUUUUCCAUGGUUCUUAGAGGCUGUGCAACUCAGGGAAAAUUCUUUGACACCAAGAGCGACUGCGAAGAAUGCCUGACAUUUUAAUAAAUAAAUUAUGUCUAUUUGUUUUCAAUAGUA